UGCUGCCUCUCUUGUUUUUUAACUCCCUGUGAAGCUACAAAUUCAUGAACCUGAAGCACUGCAUGAGUGGAGGGGAGCCACUCAAUCCAGAAGUCAUGGAGCAGUGGAAAAGCAAGACUGGGCUGGACAUUCAUGAAGUAUAUGGCCAGACUGAAACGGGAAUAAUCUGCUCUGUUUUUAAAGGAAUGAAGAUUAAACCUGGAUCAAUGGGAAAGGCAGCUCCCCUUUAUGAAGUUCAGAUCAUAGACAAAAAUGCUAAUAUUCUGCCUCCAGGACAACAGGGGGAAAUUGCUGUCAGAAGUAAACCUAUAAGACCACUUGGUUUAUUCUCUGAAUAUGUAGAUAACCCUAAGAAAACCGCAGAAAGUGAACGUGGGGAUUUUUAUGUCACUGGAGAUAGAGGGACGAUGGAUGAAGAUGGAUAUUUUCAGUUUAUUGGAAGAGAUGAUGACAUCAUCAUUUCUUCAGGGUAUCGCAUUGGGCCAUUUGAAGUAGAGAGUGCCCUGAUAGAGCACCCAGCAGUGGUAGAAACAGCUGUUGUCAGCAGCCCAGAUCCCCUCAGAGGAGAGGUUGUGAAAGCAUUUGUGGUCCUGUCCCCAUCCUUUUUAUCCAGUGACCUGGAGAGUUUAACCUGUGACUUGCAGGAACAUGUCAAGAAAACUACUGCUCCAUAUAAAUACCCUAGAAAGGUGGAAUUUGUCCAAGAGCUGCCAAAGACAGUCACUGGGAAGAUCAAGAGGAAUGAAUUAAGAAAUAAAGAGUGGGGACGCAUGUAG
Messenger RNA from Phaethon lepturus (White-tailed tropicbird), 776 nucleotides. RefSeq names its product acyl-CoA synthetase medium-chain family member 1 (gene ACSM1). Gene Ontology annotation, cellular component: mitochondrial matrix. Lineage: Eukaryota; Metazoa; Chordata; Aves; Phaethontiformes; Phaethontidae. The record is from RefSeq and is a predicted model, not a curated record. The transcript has 7 exons. The annotation marks the transcript as partial. Gene Ontology annotation, molecular function: fatty acid ligase activity; fatty-acyl-CoA synthase activity. Gene Ontology annotation, biological process: acyl-CoA metabolic process; fatty acid biosynthetic process.